Messenger RNA from Diachasma alloeum, 1199 nucleotides. Its product is annotated as venom acid phosphatase Acph-1. Gene Ontology annotation, molecular function: phosphatase activity. NCBI's taxonomy places the organism in Eukaryota, Metazoa, Arthropoda, Insecta, Hymenoptera, Braconidae. The record is from RefSeq and is a predicted model, not a curated record. Gene Ontology annotation, biological process: dephosphorylation. The coding region runs from base 1 to 1134 and encodes 377 amino acids. The transcript is spliced from 6 exons.
AUGUUUCUUCUUCAUAACGGAGGAGAAGCUAUCGGAAAAUUGCAAUUAGUUCAGACUGUGUUUCGUCACGGAGAUCGCACUCCCGAUGAUUUUUCACGAUUUCGCACCAAUUUUUAUCCGAAUAAUCCGUACACACCGAGAGAUCAUCAUCCGAUACCCGCCGGUGCCUUGACAAAUAUUGGGAAAGCAAGAUCUUACGAACUAGGAAGAUUCUACCGACAAGCUUAUGGAAAAUGGUUGGGAAGUGAAAAUGCAGUGAAAUUCUUCGCCAGCAUGGUUCCUCGAACCACAGUGACUGCUAGAUUGGUAGCAACGGGUCUCUUCCCCUCAGACCCCGAUGAAAAGUGGAGCGAAUCCCUCCAACUGCGACAAAUUCCAAUUCAUGCGGCUAGAAAUGCCGAGGAGAGCUGGUUCUAUUUUGCCGCUGCCGGUCUGUGCAACAAUUCCAGAAGAAUGCAGAGGAUUGUCGAGAAGACAGAGCCUGCGGUGGUUAAAUAUCUUGAGGAAAAUAAAAAAUUCUACGAGUAUAUAUCACGACACGCUGGGUACAAUGGUACAUAUGAACUGGCUUAUUUUCUCUACGUCGCGCUGUUAACUCAGUGGGAAGUGGGUCUGAAGCCACCCAAGUGGUCUGAAGGUAUUUUCCCUGAGGGAAAACUCAAGGAUGAAGCUCCCAUGGUCUUCGUUAUACAAGGGUUCACCGAUGAACUCAAGAAGUUUGGAGGAGCAAAGUCGUAUUCUCUCUUCCCUUCACCAAAGUUCUUUUCUCAAGGUCUGUGGCUGAAAAUGUGGCUCGAAAAUAUUGACAAGUACCUGAAAAACAAAGGAGCAGAUAAGAAAUUGAUUGCCUGGUCCGGUCACGAUCAAAAUAUUGGAAGUUUACUCGUAUCACUGGACAAUUUCGACGAGCCUCACCUUCCUGAUUACAACAGCGCUAUUAUCCUGGAACUGCAUGAGAUUAAACAACAGUAUUAUGUGAAGAUCUUGUACAAAAGAAAUGGGGAAGCCGAUCCGUUACGUGUUCUUGGGUGCCCAGAUAUCUUAUGUCCUCUAGAAAUUUUCCGGAAUGAAACAGCUAGUAUUAUACCUCGGGGAAAUGCCACGGAAAUUUGCGAAACAGUUCUGACUUUAUAAAAUUCUAAUAACUUUAAGUCAUCCAUUCAUUAUGUGUUCAAUUCUCAGGUUUAUAAGUAUAUUAA